This is a messenger RNA of Chaetomium globosum CBS 148.51, 1239 nucleotides long. RefSeq lists its product as uncharacterized. The record is from RefSeq and is a predicted model, not a curated record. The transcript is spliced from 3 exons. The coding region runs from base 1 to 1239 and encodes 412 amino acids. Lineage: Eukaryota; Fungi; Ascomycota; Sordariomycetes; Sordariales; Chaetomiaceae.
AUGGCUGAGAAGCUUGACAGCAUCCUUAAAAGCUAUGUCGCCGACGGCACAGCAACCAAGGACAAACUCCUCGGAGCGUCCUUUGUUGUGGUUGGUAAAGAUGGCCCCAUCUAUCAAGGCUCUGCGGGCCGCACCCGCGUCGACCCCUCCUCACCUCCCUUCCAAACAGACUCCAUCACCUGGGUCACCUCCAUGACCAAGCUGGUCACCACAGCCUGCCUCAUGCACCUCGUCUCGCGCGGCCUCGUGACCCUCGACGAGGACCUGCGCCCGCGCGUGCCGGAGCUCGCCGCGUUGCCCAUUCUCAAGGGCUUCGCCCCCGAUGGCGAGGGUGGUGAGAAAGACAGCGGCGCGCCGCUGCUGGAGCCCAACACGCACCCGAUCACGCUGCGCCAGCUGCUGACCCACACGGCCGGCCUGGGCACCAACCCGGGCGACCCGGACCUGAUGCGCUGGGCGGCCUGGGCCGGCGUCACGGACAAUGUCGCCAGCUGCACCAUCGCCGGCUGGGCGACGCCGCUCAAGUUCGCGCCCGGCGCCGGCUGGUAUUAUGGCACCGGCCCGGACUGGGCCGGGCAGACGCUCGAGCGCGUGACGGGGGUGUCGCUGGGCGAGUACCUGCGCGAGUGGGUGUUGGAGCCGCUGGGGAUGGAUGGUACGGGGUUCUUUCGUGGUCGGGUGGUGGGGGAGGGGAAGAAAGAUAGGUUUGUGCCGAUUUCUGAGAGGGAUGGGGAGACGGGGGAGUUGAGUGAGAGGGCGGAGAUGUUCCCCGCGGAGCCCCAGUACGAGGCCGGCGGCGCGGGGUUGUAUACGUGUGCUGGGGACUACGCGAAGGUUAUGCAGGCGGUGCUGAAGGGGUUGGAUGGUGAGGGGAUCUUGAAGAAGGAGGUUGUGGAUGAAAUGUUUAGGCCGCAGUUGGAUGAGACACAGCGGGCGUGGUUGCGGGGGAUUCUCUGGGAAUUUGGAUCUGGCGCUGAGUUGCCCGAGGACACGCCGGUCGAUUAUGGGAUCGGAGGCACCAUCAAUAUGGAGGAUGUGGAGGGAAAGCGGAGGAAGGGGAGCAUGAUGUGGUCUGGCAUGUGCAAUUCACGAUGGUGGAUUGAUCGUGAGACGGGUAUCGGCGCUGCGAUGUUUGUCAAUGUCUUCCCGUACAAGGACCCGAAUGUCCUCAAGAUGUAUGAUGAGCUGGAGCGGGCUGUGUACGCGGAGCUUGUGCCGAAGUGGCAGGCAUCCCAGUGA